UUUGCUGUCAUACAAAAGCAGUAUAAACUAAAUUCACUAACUUGUGUUAUUUAUAAAGUCAAUGAUGCAGAUUCCCCAACCCCGUACCCUUGAGGAAGGAACCUGCGCUGAACAAAUGCAGCAGGAACACCCUGCUGUGUGGUACACGGGUAAGUAACAGUACAGUAAAUCAGCGCGAGCCCCAUGAGGGAGCAGCGGCGUUAACCGCUGCACCGCUAGGGGGCGCAGCGGCUCUACGUAUUCAGGGGAAGUCCGACAAACGUGACGUUGACCGCGAAACCGCCGCUUUCCUGCAGUGGCACAGCGACUGCGCGCGCGCUCUCUCGGUCACGCACGGGCGCGCGAGCACACACUGAGGCGGGAGAUGUACAAAACGCAUUGGCGUCGCGACCGUGGAGGCUUCGUGAGGGUGAGGAAGAGGGACCUGGAGAGGCUGACCACUGAGGUCAUGCAGCUUCGUGACUUUCUGCCCAAAGUCAUCAGCAGAGAUGUGCUGGAGAAGGUCCGCCAAGGCCACGUGGUGGACGUCGUGAAAGAGCGCAUUGAGCUGGAGCGGGAGCAGCUGCAGCAGGACUAUCUGCACCUGUGCUCACGCCUGGAUGCCGCCCACUGUGAAUGCCAAAGGGAGAGGGAGGAGAAGCUGGCACUUAGACAGCAGCUGUGGGUGAGCCAGGAGCAGCUGCAGCAGCAGGCUGAAUUUUGCACAACACUAGGUGUGGCCUCCUGCACUCUUCUCUGGAGUGUGUCCAGCAAGGAGGAGGUCAUCAAGGAUAUCUUGGCUGACAGAAAGGCAGAGGCCUUCCUGGCUGUUGCAGCACAAACACUGGAGAGCUUUGUUGGCCAGUCUCUGGACAGAGAGGGAAAGGUGGAGCAGCAGACUAGCUCCCAGGAGAUGCAGUUUGUCCUGGCACUGGCUGGGAUUGUCACCAACAUAGCAGCUGUGACGUGUGGGCGGGACUUCCUGUCUAGCUCUGCCCACAUGCUGCUGGACACUCUGAUGCAGCUGCUUGGGGUCAUGAAACCAGGAGUCUUCUCCAAGCUUAAAGUGUUGAUGCUCAUGGCACUGUACAAUGUCAGCAUCAGCAUUAAGGGCCUGAAGUACAUCAGCGAGAGCUCUUGUCUCCUCCAGCUCCUCCCCUCCCUCCUGCAAGACAGUGACGGGGAGGUGUGCCACUGUGCCCUUCGGCUGCUCCAGUCUCUGCUUCUGCAAAACAAUGAAGCCCUGCCCUGUGUUGGUCCAAUGCUUUGGGACCGUUUACCACUGGCUCAUCUCCAACAACUUUGUUCAAGCCGGAACCCCAUCCUCAGGCAGGCUGCUGAGGAAAUGCUGGACCACUUGGCUGCACUCGGUGGUCCUUGGAGGGACACGCUCAAUGGAAUGGACAAGAAGGGCCCUUCUCAAGUGAGCUUUGAUCUACCAACACAGUGUCCCAGAGCAGUCACUCAGCAGACACCUACAUAGCAUUAAACUUUUCACAUGGCACCAAUAGGUAUAGAUAUUCUCAUGUUGUGUGCUACACCUCUGCCCCCGUUUUUUUGUUGACAGUCCCUGAAUUCACUCCCCAUUAGCUACUGACCCUGUUAGUAUCCUAAACAUGAGACGCAAAGGGGAUGAAGAUUCAGCUGUGGCAUCAGUGAAGACAAAACAUGACAGAAUAUCCUGUUAUUCAGGUGUUAUUUGUUUUGCAAACCGUAAUCAGUGCACGUCAAUGGUAAACCUAAAAUGGAGGUAUUUGGGUCAUGAUUUGAUGGUUUAGCCCCACUCCCUUUAGAGUAAACUGCUAUUACCUGAUAGUUCCUAUCAAAGGGGUCACUCAUUGCUCUUGGUGUUCCACUAUUGAUGUGGACAUAACUUGGUGACGGAUGAAUUUAGUAGACAUAGGGCCCAAAAGCCUUUGUAUAUGAGAAAAAGCCUUAAACCAUGAAGGUCCAUGGAAAACAUGCACGGUGUGGGUAUUAAGCCUGCAGAGAGACACAUGUUGAAUCCCAUCAAGGUGAACUGCAGAUUAAGUAGCUACAGUGUAAUAAAUAAAAAGCUGUAUCAGCUGGGGAAAGAUUUAAGCCGCAAAAGUCAGUUCACACUUCACAACCACACUGCUGUGCUACAGGAACAUUAAUUCCACACUGCAGCAGAGUACGUGACAACAUUACAUGAGAAAUGGGCCCAUACUUCUUGUUUUCUGCCUACGUACAUGCCGAUGUGGCAAAAGGAUCUUUUUAAAGGCUAAACUA
Messenger RNA from Scleropages formosus (Asian bonytongue), 2232 nucleotides. RefSeq names its product heat shock transcription factor 2 binding protein (gene hsf2bp). Gene Ontology annotation, cellular component: cytosol. NCBI's taxonomy places the organism in Eukaryota, Metazoa, Chordata, Actinopteri, Osteoglossiformes, Osteoglossidae. The record is from RefSeq and is a predicted model, not a curated record. The transcript is spliced from 8 exons. Bases 365 to 1462 code for a protein of 365 amino acids.